Molecule: messenger RNA, 899 nt
Organism: Cercocebus atys (sooty mangabey)
Lineage: Eukaryota; Metazoa; Chordata; Mammalia; Primates; Cercopithecidae
Product: keratin-associated protein 5-4-like
Exons: 2
Coding region: 1-747 (248 amino acids)
Source: RefSeq, a predicted model, not a curated record
AUGGGCUGCUGUGGCUGCUCUGGAGGCUGCGGCUCCGGCUGUGGGGGCUGUGGCUCCAGUUGUGGGGGCUGUGGUUCCAGUUGUGGGGGCUGUGGCUCUGGCUGUGGGGGCUGUGGCUCUGGCUGUGGGGGCUGUGGCUCCAGCUGCUGUGUGCCCGUCUGCUGCUGCAAGCCCGUGUGCUGCUGUGUGCCAGCCUGUUCUUGCUCCAGCUGUGGCUCCUGUGGAGGCUCCAAGGGGAGCUGUGGCUCCUGUGGGGGUUCCAAGGGGGGCUGUGGCUCUUGUGGAGGUUCCAAGGGGGGCUGUGGCUCCUGUGGAGGCUCCAAGGGGGGCUGUGGCUCCUGUGGGGGCUCCAAGGGGGGCCGUGGCUCUUGUGGAGGUUCCAAGGGGGGCUGUGGCUCCUGUGGGGGCUCCAAAGGGGUCUGUGGCCCUUCUGCCUGCUCCCAGUGCAGCUGCUGUAAACCCUGCUGCUCCUCCUCAGGCUGUGGGUCAUCCUGCUGCCAGUCCAGUUGCUGCAAACCCUGCUACUGUUCCUCAGGCUCUGGGUCAUCCUGCUGUCAGUCCAGCUGCUGCAAACCCUGCUGCUGUCAGUCCAGCUGCUGCAAGCCCUGCUGCUGUCAGUCCAGUUGCUGCAAGCCCUGUUACUGCUCCUCAGGCUGUGGGUCAUCCUGCUGCCAGUCCACCUGCUGCAAGCCCUGCUGUUCCCAGUCUAGCUGCUGUGUCCCCGUGUGCUGCCAGUGCAAGAUCUGAGGCUCUGGACUCAGGCCUCAUCUAGAGCAGCUGGCCAUGAGCAUCCCACCUGCAACAAGGUGUGCGUUUAAGAGGCUUCCUUGGAGUGGCUUUGCAUGUCCAAAGCUCUGCUUUAUCUUAAAUGGAAACUAAUAAAAAUACCGUGCUGACAA